Molecule: messenger RNA, 2038 nt
Organism: Rhinopithecus roxellana (golden snub-nosed monkey)
Lineage: Eukaryota; Metazoa; Chordata; Mammalia; Primates; Cercopithecidae
Gene: TRIP4
Product: thyroid hormone receptor interactor 4
Exons: 13
Coding region: 55-1800 (581 amino acids)
Biological process (GO): positive regulation of DNA-templated transcription
Cellular component (GO): nucleus
Molecular function (GO): transcription coactivator activity; zinc ion binding
Source: RefSeq, a predicted model, not a curated record
AGUCCGGUGCAGGACGUGGGGCUUUUGCAGCCCAGCUGGUUCCGGCUGGGGAAGAUGGCGGUGGCUGGGGCGGUGUCCGGGGAGCCGCUGGUGCACUGGUGCACCCAGCAGUUGCGGAAAACUUUCGGCCUGGAUGUCAGCGAGGAGAUCAUUCAGUAUGUUUUGUCAAUUGAGAGUGCUGAAGAGAUACGAGAAUAUGUUACUGAUCUCCUCCAGGGAAAUGAAGGCAAAAAAGGUCAAUUCAUAGAAGAACUUAUAACCAAAUGGCAAAAGAAUGAUCAGGAGUUGAUUUCUGAUCCUUUGCAGCAGUGCUUCAAAAAAGACGAAAUUUUAGAUGGGCAGAAAUCAGGAGACCAUCUAAAGCGGGGUAGGAAGAAAGGGAGAAACAGACAGGAAGUUCCUGCGUUUACUGAACCUGACACGACUGCAGAAGUUAAAACACCUUUUGAUUUGGCCAAGGCACAAGAGAACAGCAACUCCGUAAAGAAGAAAACAAAGUUUGUCAAUUUAUACACAAGAGAGGGACAGGACAGGCUUGCAGUCCUGCUCCCUGGUCGCCACCCUUGUGAUUGCCUGGGCCAGAAGCACAAGCUCAUCAAUAACUGUCUGAUCUGUGGGCGCAUUGUCUGUGAACAAGAAGGCUCUGGCCCUUGCUUAUUCUGUGGCACUCUGGUGUGUACUCAUGAGGAACAAGAUAUUUUACAGCGUGACUCAAACAAGAGCCAGAAACUGCUAAAGAAACUCAUGUCAGGGGUGGAGAAUUCUGGAAAGGUGGACAUCUCUACCAAGGACCUUCUUCCUCAUCAAGAAUUGCGAAUUAAGUCUGGUCUGGAGAAGGCUAUCAAGCAUAAAGACAAACUGUUAGAGUUUGACAGAACUAGUAUUCGAAGGACCCAAGUCAUCGAUGAUGAGUCAGAUUACUUUGCCAGUGAUUCUAACCAAUGGUUGUCCAAACUUGAGCGGGAAACCUUGCAGAAGCGAGAGGAGGAGCUGAGAGAACUUCGACACGCCUCUCGACUUUCUAAGAAGGUCACCAUUGACUUUGCAGGAAGGAAGAUCCUGGAAGAAGAAAAUUCACUAGCAGAAUAUCAUAGCAGACUAGAUGAGACAAUACAGGCCAUUGCCAAUGGAACCUUGAACCAGCCACUGACCAAAUUGGAUAGAUCUUCUGAAGAGCCUUUGGGAGUUCUGGUAAAUCCCAACAUGUACCAGUCCCCUCCCCAGUGGGUUGACCACACAGGUGCAGCCUCACAGAAGAAGGCUUUCCGUUCUUCAGGGUUGGGACUAGAGUUCAACUCGCUUCAGCACCAGUUGCGAAUCCAGGAUCAAGAAUUUCAGGAAGGCUUUGAUGGUGGCUGGUGCCUCUCUAUACAUCAGCCCUGGGCUUCUCUGCUUGUCAGAGGGAUUAAAAGGGUGGAGGGCAGAUCCUGGUACACCCCCCACAGAGGACGACUUUGGAUAGCAGCCACAGCUAAAAAACCCUCCCCUCAAGAAGUCUCAGAACUCCAGGCUACAUAUCGUCUUCUUCGUGGGAAAGAUGUGGAAUUUCCUAAUGACUAUCCGUCAGGUUGUCUUCUGGGCUGUGUGGACCUAAUUGACUGCUUGUCCCAGAAGCAAUUUAAGGAGCAGUUUCCAGACAUCAGUCAAGAAUCUGAUUCUCCAUUUGUUUUCAUCUGCAAAAAUCCUCAGGAAAUGGUUGUGAAGUUUCCUAUUAAAGGAAAUCCAAAAAUCUGGAAACUGGAUUCCAAGAUCCAUCAAGGAGCAAAGAAGGGGUUAAUGAAGCAGAAUAAAGCUGUCUGACCUAGGAGAGAAUGAACUAUACAGCAUAGUGGAGUUUUAUGUACUAAAAUUGCUAUCUACUGGUCCUUUGGAAUUGAAGUAGUAGAAACCUAAAGGCUCGGCAUCAGGCUUGAAUAUCUCAGAACUUAAACUCUUACCAAAACCUGUAUAUUUUUCUUAAGGAGUGGGAUUCCUACUUUAUGUAAUGGGUCAAAAUCUUUGAAUACAUUAUUUAUAAAAACCUAUUUAAAAAUUCUAA